AUGCACGACGAGGACGUGGCCAGGCCGGGCAUGCGUCCCAGCGUCACAUGGACGCUGCAUGCCAGCAGCAAGGCCGGCAGCCUGGUCGAGGGCUUCCGCGGCCGCAACCGCUUUCAGCAGCGGGUGCGCCCCGAGACACCGAUGCCCCUGCACGACGGAGAUACCCUGUGCCUCGUACCGGGCGUGACCGCCACGCUCCGCUGGCAGCCUCUCACCGUGUGUGUGGCGCGCGUGCCGUCGCUCGAGACGCACGCCACGACCGCCGCCGCCGCUCGCCUGGGCCUCCACCUCGUGCCGCCGGCGCAGCUCGCCGAGGCCACCUACGUGUGUGUGCCGGCCGUGCGGCCCAACAAGACGCAGCUGCUCGCGCUCGUGCAUGGCCUCCCCCUCGUUGCUGAGGCAUUUGUCCAGACGCUCUUGGACGGGCCGCCGGCGUCCGCGUGGGCGCUGCCUGAUCCGAGCGCCUUUGUGCCGCCAAGCGACCCACGUCUCCCGCCAGACGCUCAGAUAUCCCGCUUGCAGCUGCGCCCGGAUGCGCGGCGGCGGCACCUAUUCCAGGGCGCGGCGCUGUUCAUGGUGGUAGCAGGCUCCGCGCGCCGACAUACGGACAUGGCCGAGCUGGCGCGGGCGGCCGGCGCCGUCGUCCACGUCCACGACGCGGCUGUGCACGCGCUGCAAGAUGCGCACGAGGCUGAGCGUGCCCUGUCGCGAGCGCGCGCACACACAACACACCCGAUGUACGUGGUUGUGGCGGAAGACGCAGCGCCGCUCGCCACGAGCGUGCCAAGCACCGCUACGCGCCUGGGCCUCGUGCGGUUGCCGGGCGGCCUCACAGCGAUCACACAAGGCAUCCUCGACGUCCAGCGCUGGGACCAGAUGGCUCCUGCGCCGGUAUCGGAGGCGCAGCCGCGCACCGAUACGCCAGAUGUUUCGAGUGUAGGAGAGGUGACGGUCGACGUGACGAGUGACCGCAGUGUCGACCGGGCGCCGUGUCCAUCGGAAGGCGGCAGCGAGGUGCUCGAAGUACCGCCGGAGCCGGAGCCUGCCGGACCUGACCCUGCGCCUGAGCGGGAGGCCCCAGCCGCGCCCGUGCCGAGGGAUGCGCCCGCGGCGGCCCCGACCGAGGCGCCCCGCGCGCAGGGUGCCGCGCAUGGCCCGUCGCUUCCGCGGCGAGCAGGGACGCGGCAGGCGCGGCGCUCGCACCUGCUGGACGAGCUCCUAGGUGUACAGGCGCCUGAGCCAGCGCAGCCUCCUCCGCCGGCCGUGGCAGCCGCGUCGCUCACCGAGGGACGACCACCGAGCCCGAUCCCUUCGGCGUCGCCUCUCGAGAUGGCGCCGCUCGCGCGCCCGUCGCUCCUCCAGGUGCAGGUCGUGCCGAUGCUCCGCCAAGCGCGCGGAGCGCGCGAGGCACGACGCCCGCGACGGCAGCGACUCUCGCGUCGCGUCGCGCUCGUGCUGGAUGCGCCUGGGGUGUCGGAUACAAUGGGCGAGCAGGGCGAUGAUCUGUAG
Messenger RNA from Malassezia sympodialis ATCC 42132, 1509 nucleotides. RefSeq lists its product as uncharacterized. The record is from RefSeq and is a predicted model, not a curated record. Lineage: Eukaryota; Fungi; Basidiomycota; Malasseziomycetes; Malasseziales; Malasseziaceae. Gene Ontology annotation, cellular component: Mre11 complex. Gene Ontology annotation, molecular function: protein binding; damaged DNA binding. Gene Ontology annotation, biological process: double-strand break repair via homologous recombination; mitotic G2 DNA damage checkpoint signaling.